GGCGAGCGAGGCGGCUGUCCGGCCGGCUGUCGGCACGCACCCGCUCCCGGCCCAGCCCAGCCCCGCGCCGAGGCCGCCGCCCGCUCGGCGGGGCCCGACGCCAGCGUUCCCGGCGGCCGCUCCAGGGCCGGCCCGCGCGUGCGCCCGGGAGCCGCGCGCCACAGUCCCCGGCGGGGGCCCGGGACCCCUGAGCAGCGCGCAGAGCCCGACGGGCCCGCGGCCGCGAUGCCAGACGAGCUGACGGAGCCCGGGCGCGCCACGCCGGCCCGCGCCUCCUCCUUCCUCAUCGAGAACCUGCUGGCGGCCGAGGCCAAGGGCGCCAGGCGCGCGGCCCAGGGCGGCGGCGGCCGCGAGGACGAGGAGGAGGACGACGACGACCCGGAGGACGAGGACGCGGAGCAGGCGCGGCGGCGGCGGCUGCAGCGGCGGCGGCAGCUGCGUGCGGGCGCGGGGCCCGGCGGGGAGGCGCGGGCGCGGGCGCUGCUAGGGCCGGGCGCACUGGGCCUCGGUCCCCGGCCGCCCCCCGGCCCCGGGCCGCCCUACGCGCUGGGCUGCGGCGCAGCGACGCGCUGGUACCCUCCGGCGCACGGCGGCUACGGCGGCGGCCUCAGUCCGGACACCAGCGACCGGGACUCACCGGAGACCGGCGAGGAGAUGGGCCGAGCGGAGGGUGCCUGGCAGCGGGCCCCCGGGCCUGGAGCCGUGCAGCGAGAGGCGGCGGAGCUAGCGGCGCGGGGCCCAGCGGCCGGCUCGGAAGAGGCGGCCGAGCUGGCCGAGGCCCCCGCGGCGGCGGGCGAGGCGCGCGGCGGAGUCGGCGUAGCUGGCGGUCGCAAGAAGAAGACGCGCACGGUCUUCUCGCGCAGCCAGGUCUUCCAGCUCGAGUCCACUUUCGACCUGAAGCGCUACCUGAGCAGCGCGGAGCGCGCCGGCCUCGCUGCCUCCCUGCAGCUCACCGAGACGCAGGUCAAGAUCUGGUUCCAGAACCGUCGCAACAAGUGGAAACGGCAGCUGGCCGCAGAGCUGGAAGCGGCCAGCCUGUCCCCGCCGGGCGCGCAGCGCCUCGUCCGUGUGCCGGUGCUCUACCACGAGAGCCCUCCGGCCGCAGCCGCCCCCGGCCCCCCGGCUGCCGCGCUGCCCUUCCCGCUAGCUCCCGCCGCGCCCGCGCCGCCACCGCCGCUGCUUGGCUUCUCCGGGGCCCUCGCCUACCCGCUGGCCGCCUUCCCGGCAGCUGCCUCCGUGCCCUUCCUGCGGGCGCAGAUGCCCGGCCUGGUGUGAGCCCCUACCCGCUGGGCCCACUGCCUGGGUCCGCUGGGGACCUCUGGGGCAGCCCAGGGAGCGCGCUGGGGGAGGGCCCCUCUGCGCCAGAUCGCAGGCUGCACAGCAGACCGGAACCCUGUCUUAAACUCGUCCAGAAUGUAACAGAGAUGUCGUCCACCGCGGCACCCAGACAGGCUGGACCUGUGGCAGGGAAGAGGACAUCCAGGAGAGACACUGUGCCCUGCGGCCGGCAGCUCUGGCAGGACAGUCCUCCACUGAGGAGCAAGUUCAGCCACCUCCCACUGCCCCACUGCGGCCAGCCAAUGCCCAGGCCCACUCCACCAAGGCCAAGAGGCUGUCCAAGGUGCUUCAAGGUGACUGCUCCCCAGCACGGCCCCCACCCCACAUACAUGUCCCUUCCCAGGACUGCGCAGGACCCCGACAGCAGGAAGCCUCCAGAGGACUGUGACCAGCCUCAAGGCCUUGGCAGUGGGCCCUGCGGAGGGAGACUCCCAGGGCAAGUGCCCCUGCACAGGGGAAGGGGUGAAGACUGGCCAGUGGCCCCAGUGUCAGAGUGUCCCUUCCACAGAUAGGGCCAGGCUGGGGCUUCUCUCCUGGGCCAUGGCCUCCAGUUCUUCUGGUGAAGACUUUUUUAAAAAAACGAAUCUACUUAUUUGCGUACGGAAUAAAAGGGACGUUU
This is a messenger RNA of Mustela erminea (ermine), 1957 nucleotides long. RefSeq names its product H6 family homeobox 1 (gene HMX1). The coding region runs from base 226 to 1275 and encodes 349 amino acids. Gene Ontology annotation, biological process: regulation of transcription by RNA polymerase II; negative regulation of DNA-templated transcription. The record is from RefSeq and is a predicted model, not a curated record. Gene Ontology annotation, molecular function: DNA-binding transcription factor activity, RNA polymerase II-specific; RNA polymerase II transcription regulatory region sequence-specific DNA binding. Lineage: Eukaryota; Metazoa; Chordata; Mammalia; Carnivora; Mustelidae. Gene Ontology annotation, cellular component: nucleus. The transcript has 2 exons.